Asparagus officinalis (garden asparagus) is the source of this 994-nucleotide messenger RNA. Its product is annotated as UBP1-associated protein 2B-like. NCBI's taxonomy places the organism in Eukaryota, Viridiplantae, Streptophyta, Magnoliopsida, Asparagales, Asparagaceae. The record is from RefSeq and is a predicted model, not a curated record. Gene Ontology annotation, molecular function: RNA binding.
CUUCAUAAAACAGACGAAACCGACUCCGCCAUCAAAAACCCUAGCUCCUCCGAACCCCUCGAAACCCUAGAGCGCUCUCGAGCCUUCUCUAAUGGCGAUGGCGGCAGCAAACCUCAACAAAAAGAGGAAGCCCGAUCAAGAAUCCGAGCUCCUCCACGAAACCCCGAAGCCCGCCAUCUCCUACAUCCCCAAACACGACAACUCCGACGACGACUCCGACGACGACAUCACCGGCCUCCUCGAACCCCUCAACCGCGACCAGCUCCUCUCUCUUCUCCGCUCCGCCGCCCUCGCCCAUCCUCCCACGCUCGCCGCUGUGCGCUCCGUCGCCGACCUCGACCCCUCUCACCGCAAGAUCUUCGUCCACGGCCUCGACUACUCCACCACCGCCGAGUCCCUCNCUGCCGAUGACGUUCGAAUUGUUACUGAUAAGGCCACGGGGAGAUCGAAAGGGUACGGAUUUAUACUGUUUAGGCAUCGGAAGUCGGCGAGGAAAGCGCUGAAGCAGCCUCAGAAGCUUAUUGAUGGGAGGAUGACUGGUUGUCAGCUUGCUUCGAUGGGUCCUUCUUCUUCGGGGAACGCGGCUACGGCGGCGAACCCUAAUUCGGCAGAUAAUUUGGCGAGGAAAGUUUAUGUGGGGAAUGUGCACCAGGAUAUUGAUGUUGUGAGAUUGAGGGCUUUCUUUGCGCAGUUUGGGGAGAUUGAGGAGGGGCCACUGGGGCUCGAUAGGGCCACAGGCAAGCCGAAGGGGUUUGCUUUGUUUGUGUACAAGACUUUGGAAGGGGCGAGGAAGGCUUUGGAGGAGCCAUCGAAGAAUUUCGAGGGGCAUUUGCUUAGUUGCAACAGGGCUUCGGAUAAUAGCAGUAGAGUAGCAACCAGGGGGCCUACAGGACCACAGAUGCCUAACCCUGGUUUAAACCCUAGUUUCAAUCCUAACCCGAACCCUAACCCUAAUUCUAUGCAGAAUGUGGCGGCGGCCAUUACUGGGUCAGAG